CAGGCUCUGGCUUUUGCCUCCCGUGGCGCGCCUUCGAAACCCGUCGGUCUGCAUUCCAGUGAUCUGUUAUACAGACGCCAGUGGACGCUAAGACGCCAAGAAGUAUCGUCACGAAAUAUAAGCGUGUCGCCCGGCAACGCCGCGUUGACCGUAAGCCACGGAAUUCGAGCACAUAAAAAAAAUAGACUCCAAAGAGUUAUAAGAAAGAAGCGGAACUAAGAAAAUGGAGUGAUUCGUAUAGUUGAUAACUUGGUGGUAUAAUGAUUUAUUAGUGAUUACUUGUGAUUUUUUUGGAGACACAAAUCUUUGUGAUAACUAAACAGUGGAAGGACAAGGACGAACACAAGAUACAGGGUAAAAGUUGGAGAGAGUUUUUGGCGGUAGUGGAAGCGUCCGAAAUAAAUUUAAUGCUUCAAGCAAGUGGAAAAAGGUUUCUUCAACACCUGAGUUACAAUACUACUUUAUCCCCCGACACCUGAGAUGCGAAGGGAGACUUGCUUUUAUUAUUCACAAACCAGUAAUGUGUCAAGAUGAGGCAGUUAAUAUUCAAUUUAUUUGGAAUUUUAAUUUUUUUUCUCCUCUCUUUGGGUAUCCAAGUUAAAGGUUCUCAAAAGGAAUGGUGGAUGUCAUUUACACAACAUCCUAGACCUUUACCAGCUCCUCUCGGUGAUGAGGUAAUUUUUGAGUGUAGUGUCAACUUGCCAUCUGAAAAAUUCAUCUGGUAUCACCGACCUUUCAAUUCUGAACAGUGGAAGCCUCUUUUAAAUGUUCCUGUUCCCUACAAUGAAAAAGAAAAGUCUACUUCUAAGUUUGUUUUAAACUUUGAUGAUGAGUCUAAAGCUGGAGAUUAUCGAUGUGUUGCAUUUUUUGGAACAAGUGGAGUAGCAUCAGAUCCCGGAAGAUUAAGCUUAGCAAAAAUGGACAGAUUUACUGACAAAAGUAAUGUAACUAUUCGUGUUCCUGCUGGAAACACAGUUCCAAUUACUUGUCCAGUACCUUAUUCAGUUCCAGAAGCAGUUGUUCAAUUUUAUAAAGACAAUGUUUUGAUAAAAAAUGCAAUCUCAACUGGAGAUAAAACAAUGAUAAUUAAGAAUGUAAAAACCUCAGAUUCUGGAAGUUAUCACUGCACUGCUGAAAAUUACAUUACUGGACAAAUAUAUAAAAGUAAUUAUUGGACUGUACUUAAGGUUAAUUCUGAAGAAAAGAGUGUUGAUCCCUUUUUUAUUAAUAAACCAACUCAAAAAGAAUACAAAGUUCUUAAGGGUCGAAAUAUAACUUUGGAGUGUUUUGGAGCUGGUUAUCCAAUUCCUAAUGUCACUUGGUCACGAUUUGCUGUCCCUUUACCUCGGUAUUCUCAAUCCACCAGUGCCGGAUUAAGUAUACAAAAUGUCGAACCAUCAGAUCAAGGAGAAUAUCAUUGUGCUUGGACUACAGAUAAAGCAAAAAUUGAAGCGUUGAUUCGUUUAAACGUUUAUGAAGCUCCACAAGUUAUAAAAGGACCAAAAUCAGAAUCUUUUCUUGAAGGUAAAGAACUACAAUUGUCUUGUAAUGUAACUGGAACACCUGAACCUAAAAUUGAAUGGUUAAUAAACGGAGAAGCUCUUCAGCCAAAUUAUAAUGUUAAAAUUAAAGGUUCAUCACUUUGUAUAACUUCAGUGGAAAAGAAACAUGCUGGAAUAGUUCAGUGCGUUGCAAGCAAUGAUUAUGGAUCACAUUCUGGCAGCAAUUUACUAAAAGUAACUCCAAAACAACAAGUAAGCGGUGGAAAUUGGUCACAAUUACAUGAGCCAUUGAAUAAUAAUCGCAAACAACCAAAAUCAGGUGGAAAGAAAAAAAAUAAAGAUGGUCAUAAAGAUGGAAUUGAAUUAGUGCCUCCUAAUCCGCCAAAUGUUACACGGCUUUCUGACGUUUCGGUAAUGGUUCGUUGGUCUGUUCCAGAAAAUACGGGACUCCCAAUAUCAUUCUUUAAAGUUCAAUAUAGAGAAAUUAAAUCAAAUAAUAGAAAAUGGAUGACACCUAGCAAUGAAAUUCCUAAUCAUGUAAGAUCAUUUGAAGUUACUGAUCUUCAACCAAAUCAUACAUAUCGAUUCCGAAUUGCAGCAGUUUAUACUAAUAAUGAUAAUAAACCAAGUAAUAAUUCUGCUAAAUUUUUUCUAACAAAAAUGAAUGACUUUGAAAUGAAUAAGAUGCCAAUUCCACUUUUUAUUGGUACCGAGGCACUUGGACCUGAUCGAAUUUUUUUGACUUGGCAGAAUCCGAAUAAAUCAAUUCCUAUCGAUGGCUUUUAUGUUUAUCAUCGUGCCUCAACAUCAGCUGGAGAUUAUAUUAAAACAACUGUUGAAGGAAUUAACGCUACUAAUGUAACAAUCUGUCAUUUACAGCCUGAAACAACAUAUGAAUUUAAAAUUCAAAGUUUUUCUGUCGAUGCUGCUUCAGAAUUUUCAAUAAUUAGAAUUGCAAAAACUUUAAAGUUAGUAACUGAAUCACCACCGGUCCAACAAAUUUUACCGGAAAUUGGAUCUCACAGUACAAGAAAUGCCCAAAAUGGAACUCUAUAUGCAAUCAUUGGAGGUACAUUAGGAGGAUUAGUUUUACUUGGAGUUUUAAGUACAAUUCUUGUUGUUUACAAACGAAGUAGAAUUAAACAAAGCCGAGAAACAUCACAAAGUGAAGGUAAAACAAUGAGCAAUGGUUUAGUGAUAAAUGGUGGAGUAACAGAUUCAAAAAUCAAUAUCACAUCAAAUCCUCUAGCUGUUCUUGAUACUUCAGAAACCACAAUACAACCCAAGAAUGGCCAACAGCCCUUAAUGGAGAUGACAUCGUUCAUGAAUGGCCAGAUCAACAACACCUCCAGCAAUGGAAAUGAUGGUCCUACUGCAAGUACACAAAGAUUCAAUGAAUCCAGGAAUGAUUCAAUCCAACCAACUCAUCCCUCCAUGGAUUAAAAAUCAAAAUUGCUCAAGAUAAUAAUGAUAAAUUACCAAGAAAACUUCACUGAAGUAACUUUUUGUAUUAUUAUAUUUUUACAACGAGUUAUUGAUCAAUUAUAUUAUGUGUAAAUUGGAAAAAGAUAAAACUCGGUAAAGAAGAUAGGGUAAACAAUGAAAAGAAAAUUUUUUCAUAUUGUAAAUAGGAAGAAUAGUGAUAAAAUAAUUUAAUUAACAGAGAAGACAUAAUGUACAUGAAAAUUUCAUCCAAUUUUAAUAUGUAGCUAAAGAAAUGAAUUUUUAUGGAUCAUCUAUUCAAAUAAGUUAGUAUAAGGAAGCAAUUUAUUACUGCUUUAUUCGACAGUAUUGAUAUUAUAUUUUGUUUGAUAUUAUAUCUACUGAAAUAAUUGUAUUUUUGAUUUAUUUAGACUGGUGAAAAUAACAAAUUAGAAAUUUUAGAAUUUUACAUAUUUAAAUAGAGAAUACCUCUUUACAUCGUAUAAGCGAUACAGAUAAUUUAAAGUGAUAGUAAGGUUGUGCCAAGAUUAUAAUCGAUAAUUGCCAUUUUAUUUACAUUACUAUUGAUUAUUAACAAAGAAUAAUUAAUAAUAUGGUUUUUAUUUUUAUAAAAAGCACAAAUUUUAAUGGAAAUUAUCGAUUCAAUCGACCGAUUGAUUAUGUAAAUAAAAAAAUUGAAAUUGUCUUUAGUAAUAGUGUUAUUAAAAUUUUACAACAUUUUAGUUUUUUAUUUAAAGUAAAAAGAAAAUUAAGAAUUACUAAUUCGUUGAAAAUUUUAAAAAUUUUAAAUUUUGUGAAUAGAAUAGUUAUAAUAAAUUACAUAUUUCACAUGUGUAGUGCAUUGAGGGCCUUAAAAAUUUUUAUCAUUAAAAAUUAAUAGUGAUUGAUAUGAGCUGUAAAUAAUAUAGUUUUUAUUUAAAUACUUAACAAAUAUUUUAUGUAAACGA
This is a messenger RNA of Chelonus insularis, 3892 nucleotides long. RefSeq names its product interference hedgehog (gene ihog). Gene Ontology annotation, biological process: cell-cell adhesion. Lineage: Eukaryota; Metazoa; Arthropoda; Insecta; Hymenoptera; Braconidae. Bases 531 to 2945 code for a protein of 804 amino acids. The transcript is spliced from 7 exons. Gene Ontology annotation, molecular function: protein binding. The record is from RefSeq and is a predicted model, not a curated record.